Oldenlandia corymbosa var. corymbosa is the source of this 300-nucleotide messenger RNA. NCBI's taxonomy places the organism in Eukaryota, Viridiplantae, Streptophyta, Magnoliopsida, Gentianales, Rubiaceae. The record is from the annotation of a GenBank genome assembly.
AUGGCUCGACAUUUAGGCGAAAUGGAGGAUAAAGGAUUGGAGGACCGAAUCAAGGGAGGCUGGAACGGAGAGUGGGUGGGGCGGUCUCUUCAUCAGAGUGGUGAGGGAAGGGUGGUACAACUGGAGCAAAGGCGGGAGGUUGAAGGCCGAAGUGGGAAUAGAGGGCAACCUGUGGAUGUGGUGGGGGCUGGGGUUGAUCUUGUAAUACCCUCUGUAUCCAUUCGAGCUAUUUUCAGGAAAAGGAAGUUGUGUGUCUUGCUUGAGGAGCAUCAGAUUGGGAGAAGAAGGAUUGGGGACUAA